Messenger RNA from Lachnellula hyalina, 2772 nucleotides. RefSeq names its product Kinesin heavy chain (gene klp1). Bases 1 to 2772 code for a protein of 923 amino acids. Gene Ontology annotation, molecular function: ATP binding; microtubule binding; microtubule motor activity. Gene Ontology annotation, biological process: microtubule-based movement. Lineage: Eukaryota; Fungi; Ascomycota; Leotiomycetes; Helotiales; Lachnaceae. The record is from RefSeq and is a predicted model, not a curated record. The transcript has 3 exons.
AUGUCAAACUCUAUCAAGGUGGUGGCGCGGUUCAGGCCGCAGAACUCCGUCGAGGUUCAGCAAGGAGGGUUGCCUAUCGUUGCAUUUGAAUCCGAGGACACAUGCGCUCUCGAUUCCAAGGAGGCCUCUGGCUCCUUUACCUUCGACCGCGUGUUUGAUAUGAACUCGCGGCAGAAAGAUGUCUUCGAUUUCUCUAUCAAGCCUACAGUAGACGAUAUCCUUAACGGUUACAAUGGCACGGUCUUUGCAUAUGGACAAACGGGUGCGGGAAAGUCGUAUACGAUGAUGGGGACGGAUAUUGACAAUGAUGAGGGCAGAGGUGUGAUUCCUAGGAUCGUGGAGCAGAUAUUCGCCAGCAUUCUUGCAAGUCCGGGCACCAUUGAAUACACGGUCCGAGUCAGUUAUAUGGAGAUUUAUAUGGAAAGGAUUCGGGAUUUGCUGGCACCGCAUAAUGACAACCUGCCUGUACACGAGGAGAAGAAUAGGGGUGUUUAUGUCAAGGGCCUGCUGGAGAUUUACGUUUCGAGCGUUCAGGAGGUCUACGAGGUUAUGCGGAGGGGUGGUGCUUCCAGAGCUGUUGCUUCUACGAAUAUGAACCAGGAAUCCUCGCGGUCACAUUCCAUAUUCGUCAUAACCAUAACGCAAAAGAACGUCGAGACGGGGUCAGCGAAGAGUGGACAGCUCUUCUUGGUAGAUUUGGCAGGUAGUGAAAAGAUUGGCAAGACUGGUGCUAGCGGACAGACUCUCGAGGAGGCUAAGAAAAUCAAUAAGAGUUUGAGUGCUCUGGGUAUGGUCAUCAAUAACUUGACGGACGGGAAAUCACAACAUAUUCCCUACCGAGACUCGAAACUUACUCGUAUCUUACAAGAAUCAUUGGGAGGAAACAGUCGGACAACACUUAUUAUCAACUGUUCGCCGAGUAGUUAUAACGAUGCGGAAACUCUCGGUACUUUGAGGUUCGGCAUGAGAGCGAAGGCGAUUAAGAAUAAAGCAAAGGUCAAUGCGGAGAUCAGCCCUGCGGAACUCAAGGCAAUGCUCAAGAAGGCCCAAUCACAAAUUACAACUUUCGAAACGUAUGUGUCGACACUGGAUGCCGAGGUUCAACAAUGGCGAUCUGGAGAAUCGGUACCCAAGGAAAAAUGGGCUCCUCCCAUAACUGGGGUGGCUGCUGCUAAGAAAGAGAAUGCACAAGCACCAAGGCCCUCGACACCAUCAAGACUAACCACAGACAGCCGGGCAGAUACCCCCAUUUCACAAGAACGAGCCGCCACACCAUCAUUACCUCUAGACAAGGACGAGCGCGAAGAGUUCUUGCGAAGAGAAAAUGAACUCCAAGACCAAAUUGCUGAAAAGGAGUCACAGAUUGCCGCCGUGGAGAAGAACUUACGGGAAACGAAAGAAGAACUUGCCUAUCUAAAGGAGCAUGACGGAAAGACAAACAAGGAUAACGAGAAGCUCACGAGCGAGGUCAACGAGUUCAAGAUGCAACUCGAGCGAUUAACAUUUGAAAGCAAGGAGGCUUUGAUCACCAUGGACAGCCUUAAGGAGGCUAAUGCCGAACUCACUGCCGAAUUGGAUGAGGUUAAGCAACAAUUACUAGACGUCAAAAUGAGCGCAAAGGAGACAAGUGCCGUUCUAGAUGAAAAGGAAAAGAAGAAAGCCGAGAAGAUGGCAAAGAUGAUGGCUGGAUUUGAUUUAGGUGGUGAUGUCUUCAGUGAUAACGAGAGGUCUAUCAAGAAAGUCAUUGACCAAGUUGAUGCUCUUCACGAGCAAAGUUCUGCGGGUGAGGCUAUCCCACCAGAUGAGUUCGAAAAUAUCCGUGCCAAGUUGGUGGAGACACAAGGCAUCGUCCGACAAGCAGAAUUAUCCCUUUACGGCACAUCGUCCAAUGACACCAAUGCCAAGCGGAGGGAAGAGCUCGAGGCACGUCUCGAGGCCGUGGAGCAUGAUUACGAAGAUCUUCUUGAGCGAAACCUCACCGAGGCCGACGUCGCGGAAGUCAAGGAUCGCCUCGCAGCAGCGUACUCCAACAAGCAAGACGCCAAAUUUGAGCUCGUGGAGGAUCUCAAGGCGGAACUCAACCAAAAGUCUGCCGAGAUCCAAAAAUUCAAGACAGUAAAUGACGACCUGCAACGACGCGUAAAGAGCGGUAGCGUCUCCAACGGCUCAUCAAACGGCAAGACGGUACAGCAGCAAAUCGCGGAGUUCGAUGUUAUGAAGAAGUCUCUCAUGCGUGAUCUCCAGAACCGCUGCGAGCGUGUUGUCGAGCUUGAAAUCUCUUUAGAUGAGACGAGAGAACAGUACAACAAUGUCCUUAAAUCGUCGAACAACCGCGCGCAGCAAAAGAAAAUGGCCUUCUUAGAGCGCAACCUCGAGCAACUGACUCAUGUUCAGCGCCAACUUGUUGAGCAAAACGGCAGUUUGAAGAAAGAAGUUGCUAUCGCGGAGCGGAAGCUCAUUGCGCGGAAUGAGCGGAUUCAGAGUCUGGAGAGUCUAUUGCAGGAUAGUCAGGAGAAACUUACUGCUGCUAAUCAUCGUUUCGAAGCUCAACUCACAGCUGUAAAAGAACGCCUCGAAGCCGCAAAGUCAGGCAGUACACGCGGUCUCGGCUCCCCUACAGGCGGUUUCUCAUUCGGCGGCGGGGGCUCCCGCAUCGCGAAACCCCUAAGAGGUGGCGGCGAAAGUGCGAAUCUGGCAGUAUCAGGGUUACAGAGUGAGCUUGGGCAGGGGAGCAAUAAGAGGAGCUCAUGGUUUUUCUCGGGGAAUAAAUAA